This is a messenger RNA of Fomitopsis serialis, 1045 nucleotides long. RefSeq lists its product as uncharacterized. The record is from RefSeq and is a predicted model, not a curated record. The transcript is spliced from 5 exons. Bases 79 to 699 code for a protein of 206 amino acids. Lineage: Eukaryota; Fungi; Basidiomycota; Agaricomycetes; Polyporales; Fomitopsidaceae.
CUUGACAGUAUUAAAGCACAGGUUACCGCUCAAUCAGGGAAUCUUCCCUUCAUCCUUGUGCAAACUGUCUGGGCCUGAAUGCCAGCGCCCUCCUCUGACCUCUCCUCUCGCACGGCAUCUUCAGUGCUCGGCCAUGUGAACCUCAUGAUGGAUACAUUCAUCGCUAACGCUAACGCGGAAGAUCUCCGUGCGAUCGUACGAGGGAUGAUCGCGACCAGCCCCCCGGCAUCGGCAUCGAGCCUUGCUUCACUGGCGCGACGCAGGCUAGUACAAACUGGAGCCCCGAGCGUUCCUUCACCGGACGGCCUAUUCAUUUCCGAUACAUCGCGCGGUUUAAGUGCACCUACCGAUAAACUGCGACAAGUUCUGUCACGGGUCCGAGCUCUCUACGGAGCCGGACUCGGAUUCGCGAGUCUCAAGAUCCUCGCGGUGAUCGUAAAGGCGGCGGAGGGCAUAAAGUGGAUGGAAGGAAGCGAGUUGGAGACGCUGCUUGCGGCGAUCGACGUGGACAUCAGUCAGGCCAUACAGAGCUGCAAGGAAGAGGCGGACAGUGGGAGAGUGACAAAUUUGGCAUUCGGGAGGGCGGCGGUGAAUGAAUUGCGCGCUGCUGUCAAGGAGAACAGGAUGGUAGUGGUAUCUGGGGUGGGCGGUUACCUGUUCGAGCAGGGAGAGAAUGCGUUAGACUACUGGAAGAUUUAGACUUUGUUUGCGCUCGGAGUACUCGAUACACUGGGCCAUGCAGAAGUCAGAAACCGUCAGCCAAUACCAAGGCUAGACCACAUACCAAGAUGAUGACUCCAGGUCUCUCUGUCGAUGGACGUACGAGGACACGUUGGAAUUCUGCCUCUGGACGGUGGGAAUGGUAGCUCACGUGCUGUACUGCUAAUAAUAGCACCAUUGAGUUGCGAGUCGAGAUGAGUCGUUCCGGAUGAGCUGACUCUCGCAAUUGAACCCACGCAUGAGCACAAUAUUUUCUUCAGCUCCUGGUGCACUCGUUCGACUCGGAUUCUGGUGGUACACUUUGCCAGUGCCGGUAUUCGAUUGA